Molecule: messenger RNA, 3106 nt
Organism: Cryptomeria japonica (Japanese cedar)
Lineage: Eukaryota; Viridiplantae; Streptophyta; Pinopsida; Cupressales; Cupressaceae
Product: pentatricopeptide repeat-containing protein At2g35030, mitochondrial
Exons: 2
Coding region: 224-2341 (705 amino acids)
Biological process (GO): RNA modification
Molecular function (GO): protein binding; RNA binding
Source: RefSeq, a predicted model, not a curated record
AAUAUUUCUUAAGAUCGAAAAUCCUAUCAUAUUCCAUGCAAUCACUAUAACUUCACUGAACAACUAUGCGAAUAGAAAUCAAAUAGGAAGAAAAUGAUGAUCAUACAUGGAUCAAAUUUGCUUGUUUAUCCAUGACAAUGGAUCGAACAACGUUAUAUUUACUCGAAACAGAGUAAAGUUUACUGAUUCUAUUUAACAUCUGCAACAGCUAUAUUAAUGGAGUAUGAAUAAAAAGAUCCUAACCCAUUUGAACACCUCGCUUGUCAGACUAUCAAUAGUCCAUCGUAAUAUUAAACCAUGGAACCAGAACAGCUAUUUCGUUGUUUCGAACCUGGGUAGUGUUACUGGUAUUUGUCUUCAUGCAUCAACAAUGGUUUCAAGUGAAUUUAUAAACCGAAACCCGAUUUCAUCAAAUAAAUUGAUUACAGAAUAUGCUAGAAAUGGGAGGAUGGACUCUGCCCGCCAUGUAUUUGACAAUAUGACAGAUCGAGAUGUGGUGACCUGGACUGCCAUGGUUACAGGAUAUGUUCAAAAUGGAAGACUGGAUUGUGCACGACAAGUGUUUGACAAAAUGCCUUUCAGAAAUUUGGUUUCAUGGAAUGCAAUGAUUGCUGCGUAUGCUAACUACGGGAAAUUGAAUGAUGCUCGCUUGCUUUUUGAUAAUAUGCCCGAUCGGGAUGUAGUUUCUUGGACUUCAAUGAUUGCUGGAUAUGCCAGAAACGGGAGGAUGCAGGAUGCACGAAAAUUGUUUGACGAAAUGCCUGAACGAAAUGUAUUUUCCUGGAAUGUGAUGGUUACAGGGUAUGCCAAGGAUGGAAGAAUGGAUGAUGCGCAGGAUCUGUUUGACAAAAUGCACGAACGAAAUGUGGUUUCAUGGAAUGCCAUGAUUGCAGGAUACUUUGAUAAUGGGAGAAUAGAUGAAGCAGUGGAGCUGUUUGACAAAAUGCCUGAACGAAGUGACAUCACUUGGGCUACAAUGAUCACGGGGUAUAUAGAGAAUGGGCUUGAAGAUAAUGCCCUGGAUCUCUUUUCUCAAAUGGUAGUGGCAGGCAUCAAACCAAACAAAUCGACAUUCACCUGUGCUUUCAACGCCUGUGCCAGGCUGGGAGUUUCAGAUAAGGGUAUGCAAAUCCAUGGCCAUAUUAUCAAAAUAGGAUGUGCAUCGGAUGUUCGUGUUGGGAAUGCCCUUGUUACCAUGUAUGGCAAAUUCAAUGUUGAUGAUGCAAGAAAGGCCUUUGACAUGAUGCCUGAGAGAGAUGUUAUUUCUUGGAAUACAAUGACGGCAAGUUAUACCAAGCAUGGUAGGUUGCUUCAUGCACAUGGCUUGUUUGAUAGAAUGCCUCAAAAGGAUGUGGUCUCAUGGACUGUGAUGGUUGCUGGAUAUUGUCAGAAUGGUCAUCCUGAGGAGUCGGUUAAACUGUUCUCUGAAAUGAUAAGGAUAGGUGUGAAGCCGAACCAGGCCACCCUCGUGAGCAUUCUAAGUGCGUGCUCUAAUCUUGCUGCCCUGGAGCAGGGGAAACAAAUCCAUGUCAAUACCAUCAAAACAGAGUACAAUUGUGACGUUUUCGUGGGAAAUGCUCUUGUUACCUUGUACUCCAAAUGUGGGUGUAUAGACACUGCAUACCAAGUGUUUGACGAAAUGCCUGAACGAGAUGUGAUAUCAUGGACUGCAAUUAUUGCAGGAUUUGCUCAGCAUGGUAGAGGCCAGAAGGCCAUUCAACUCUUUGAGUUAAUGCGAGACUGCGGUGUAAAGCCUAAUCAUGUGACUUUUGUUGGUGUGUUGACUGCCUGUAGUCAUUGCUGCCUGUUGGAUGAAGGGUGGCGAUACUUUUCUUCAAUGAGCUCUAGUCAUGGCAUUACACCAGGAAUGGAACAUUAUUCAUGUAUGGUUGAUCUCCUUGGUCGAUUGGGACUACUAAAUGAAGCAGAGGAUUUCAUCAGGGAAAUGCCAAUGGAGCCUGAUCCUGUUGUAUGGAAGGCUUUGCUUGGUGGCUGCAGAAUCCAUGGGAAUUUAGAAGUGGGUGAACGUGUAGCAAAACACUUAUUCAUGCUAGAACCUGAGAAUCCAGCAGCAUAUGUACUACUAUCAAAUAUAUAUGCCACGACUGGUCGGUGGAAUGAUGUAAACAAAGUGAGAUUCAUGAUGGUAAACAGAGGGAUUCAAAAAUUGGCAGGAUGUAGCUGGAUUGAAAUUAAGAACAAGGUGCAUGCUUUCACAGUUAGAGACAUAGCUCAUCUGCAAAUAGAUAGGAUACAAGCAAGCCUGGAUGAAUUGACAGAAGUUGGGCAUCUACCAGAAAACAAUUUUGAACUAAACCAUUUUGAGCUAGAAGACAAGUAACCUAUUCACUACCAUUAAAGCGAUAGGCUGACUACUGCAUGAUGCAGGAAAUAUCUAUCAUUUCUUUGGAGGCAUUUGCUCUUGAAGGGAUUAUUGGUGAUGGUAAGUGAAGAAUUCUGCCCUUGGCUCUAUUUGUUUCGGAACUUUGAGAAUCUCAUGGGGACUUACUGUUAAACUAUUGUGCCUAUUCAACACACUGGAUGUUUGAUCUAUAUCCAAUGAUGAAUCCUUUUCAUCACAUUGGGUGUAUAGAAUCUCAUGAGAACUUACUGUUAAACUGUUGUGCAUAUUCAACACACUGGAUGUUUGAUCUAUAUCCAAAGAUGGAUCCUUUUCAUCACAUUGGGUGUAUAGAAUCUCAUGAGAACUUACUGUUAAACUAUUGUUCCUAUUCAACACACUGGAUGUUUGAUCUAUAUCCAAUGAUGAAUCCUUUUCAUCACAUUGGGUGUAUAGAAUCUCAUGAGAACUUACUGUUAAACAAUUGUGCCUGUUCAACGCACUGGAUGUUCAACAAGUUGUGGAUAUCUGCCACUCUUAGAAUGCAAUGUAUUGAAUAGCUUGCAGAAAAUGGGUUCAGUUAUGAGGAAAGGGGGAUGAUGAGAAAGGAAGCAAUUAUAUGGGAAAUAAAAGAGGGUAGGAUGUUUCGUUCUUAAAUUAUUUCCCUUCAAAACUAGCAAUUGGGCAUAGAUGUUCAAUGGGCAUGCUGAUAAUUGUAUCAUGAUUGAAAUUUUAUUCUGUCUGAAAUUUAUUAGAGUUAAAUUA